GCCAGAGUCAUGUAGCAGGUAUGUGUGUGGGAUAAGUUAUUAGAGGUUGUGUAAAAGCCAGAGUCAUGUCGCAGGUAUGUGUGUGGGAUAAGUUAUUAGAGGUUGUGUAAAAGCCAGAGUCAUGUCGCAGGUAUGUGUGUGGGAUAAGUUAUUAGAGGUUGUGUAAAAGCCAGAGUCAUGUCGCAGGUAUGUGUGUGGGGUAAGUUAUUAGAGGUCGAGUACAAGCCAGAGUCAUGUAGCAGGUCAGGGUGUAGCUAUAGAACCGUUGGGUAUCAGGACUAAAACGACAGGCAUCAGCAGUCUUCAGUCAGACAGGUGAUAAAGGACGGGGCAUAAAACAAUAAGAAGGAUGACCUGCCACUUAUUGAGCUCCUUUGUACGGAGUCUGUCCAGGAGAAAACCUCUGGAGCCUGAGGGAGAGGAGUCCACUUUCAACCGCUGUCUGACCACACUGGACCUGGUGGCCCUAGGGGUGGGGAGUACCCUGGGGGCAGGGGUAUACGUUCUCUCUGGGGAGGUUGCUAGGACGUCGUCAGGUCCCAGCAUCAUCAUAUCCUUCUUCAUCGCUGCCGUGGCCUCCGUCUUUGCCGGCUUGUGUUACGCUGAGUUCGGGGCCCGCGUCCCCAAAACGGGGUCUGCGUAUCUGUACAGCUAUGUGACGGUGGGAGAGCUACUGGCGUUUAUUACCGGGUGGAAUCUGUUGCUGUCCUACGUCAUUGGAACGUCCAGCGUGGCGAGGGCUUGGAGCGGAACCUUUGAUGACCUCAUCGGCAACGCCAUGGGGAACUUCUUCAAAGAAAACGUAAACAUGAAUCUCCCGGGCCUCGCAGAAUACCCAGACUUCUUUGCUGCUGGACUCAUUAUGCUCCUGGCAGGUCUGCUGGCCUUCGGCGUCCAGGAAUCGGCAAUAGUCAACAAGAUCUUCACGGCCGUCAACAUCCUGGUACUUCUGUUUGUCAUUGUAGCGGGCUUCGUCAAGGGAGACAUCCGUAACUGGCAGAUCAGUCAGGAGGAGCUCAUCAACGCUACAGCAGAAUUACAGAAUCUAACCUCUACAGUCAACGUGACCAGUAUGUAUGGGGCUGGAGGGUUCUUCCCGUACGGUUUCGACGGGACAAUCGCUGGAGCCGCUACCUGUUUCUACGCCUUCGUAGGCUUUGACUGCAUCGCCACAACAAGUGAGGAGGUAAAGAACCCUCAGAAGUCCAUCCCGCUGGGCAUUGUGGCGUCUCUCCUCAUUUGUUUCCUGGCCUACUUCGCCGUGUCGGCAGCCCUCACUCUGAUGAUGCCCUACUACCUGCUGAAUGUUAACAGCCCGCUGCCCGUGGCCUUCAUGUACAUCGGCUGGGGGCCUGCCAAGUAUGUGGUGGCUGUCGGUUCACUCUGCGCCCUCUCCACCAGUCUGUUGGGUUCCAUGUUCCCUAUGCCCCGCGUGCUGUUUGCUAUGGCCAGAGACGGUCUCCUCUUCAAGCCCCUCAGUAAGGUCAGCGCCAGACAAAGUCCUGUCAUCGCUACCAUCUCCUCCGGGGUCGUAGCAGCGAUAAUGGCCCUGGUGUUUGACCUGAAAGCAUUGGUUGACAUGAUGUCAAUUGGGACACUCUUUGCCUACACACUUGUGGCUAUAUGCAUUCUUAUACUCAGGUACCAAGAGACCCAAUCAGACGACUCAGAUCUACAGAUCCUUGAAUUAAGCACCAAGUUUGGUUGUCUCAAACCGCCAUCAUUCCCAACAUCGGGCACCUCGAAAACAGUCACAGGUUUGACUGUACUGUCUGUGGUGUGUGUAUGCGGUCUGUGCAUCCUGCUGACCCAAGCGAUAGACGCUAUACAGCGGCAGGAGAUCUGGAGCAUGGUGUGUGUGUCCAUCGUAGCCUUCAUCCUCCUGGUCCUCGUCAUCGCCAUCUGGAGGCAUCCACAGAACCAAGCCAAGGCUGCUUUCAUGGUGCCCUUCCUGCCCGUGCUGCCGGUAGUUAGUGUGUUCGUCAACGUCUACCUGAUGGUCCAGUUAGGAGGAGACACCUGGAUGAGAUACGCCAUCUGGAUGGCCGUAGGGUUCCUCAUCUACUUUGGUUAUGGGAUCCGUAACAGCGUUCAGAAACAGAGGAACCAGACCAGCCAGGUAAAGAUUGAGACCAUCAGCGAUGUGAUGGAAAAGGAGGCUGUCAAAGAAGAGAAGUUCUGAGGCUGAGUGGAAAGGACAGGACAACACAGGACAGGACGACACAGGACGACACAGGACAGGACAACACAGGACAGGACAGGACAACACAGGACAUGACAACACAGGACAACACAGGACAGGACAACACAGGACAGGACAACACAGGACAAAACAGGACAUGACAGGACAGGACAACACAGGACAGGACAACACAGGACAACAGGACAGGACAACAGGACAGGACAACACAGGACAGGACAACACAGGACAGGACAGGACAACACAGGACAUGACAACACAGGACAACACAGGACAAAACAGGACAAAACAGGACAUGACAACACAGGACAGGACAACACAGGACAACACAGGACAAAACAGGACAAAACAGGACAACACAGGACAAAACAGGACAUGACAACACAGGACAACACAGGACAGGACAACACAGGACAGGACAACACAGGACAACACAGGACAUGACAACACAGGACAACACAGGACAACACAGGACAGGACAACACAGGACAGGACAACACAGGACAACACAGGACAGGACAACAGGACAGGACAACAGGACAGGACAACACAGGACAACACAGGACAACACAGGACAACACAGGACAGGACAACACAGGACAGGACAACACAGGACAGGACAACACAGGACAGGACAACACAGGACAACACAGGACAACACAGGACAACACAGGACAACACAGGACAAAACAGGACAGGACAACACAGGACAGGACAACACAGGACAAAACAGGACAACACAGGACAACACAGGACAGGACAACACAGGACAGGACAACACAGGACAGGACAACACAGGACAAAACAGGACAACACAGGACAAAACAGGACAACACAGGACAACACAGGACAGGACAACACAGGACAGGACAACACAGGACAACACAGGACAACACAGGACAACACAGGACAACACAGGACAACACAGGACAACACAGGACAGGACAACACAGGACAGGACAACACAGGACAACACAGGACAGGACAACACAGGACAGAAAAGGACUGGGGAUGACAGGACAGGACAGAAAAGGACUGGGGAUGACAGGACAGGACAGAAAAGGACUGGGGAUGACAGGACAGGACAGAAAAGGACUGGGGAUGACAGGACAGGACAGAGAGAGGUGUUCUGAUGUUACAGUGUGUAUAUUUGUACACAAAGGUUGGUUUAUACUUUGUCUAACCACGUCUGUGGACCACUAGAAUUUAACAAUUGUAGUUGGUCAAAACAACAUUUAAUUUAUAACCAUUAUGUCUGUAUAUUUCCACAGUAUUUUUUCCAACUUUAAAAUAAUGUAUUUUAUGAGGAGAUAUCACUGUGAUUGAUAAAAUAUAUUUGUUUUCUCAAUGUUUUUUUCAUGCAGUAUUGUGAAAGAUAGAACACGAAAUGUCCAAAGGAAAUGCAUUACACGUUUUGUGGGUUGAUUUAGUCAGCUGUUUAGUCCACGUGAGACUGGGUUAUGGGUUGAUUUAGUCAGCUGUUUAGUCCACGUGAGACUGGGUUAUGGGUUGAUUUAGUCAGCUGUUUAGUCCACGUGAGACUGGGUUAUGGGUUGAUUUAGUCAGCUGUUUAGUCCACGUGAGACUGGGUUAUGAGUUUAGAGAUUGUGAUUUAAUCUACUUUUACGUCUCUUGAUGUUGUAAGAGAGUUGGAACAUGGAGAUAAGUUAUUCUCUCUGUAUUAAUCAGAGGCCAUUGAAAGAUUGUCUGGCCACACCUCAAGAUAAUGUCAACUAAUGUAACGAGCUCUAACAACUUAUCAGAUGUAAGUUCAAGCAGUUUAACUGAUGUAUCAUCACUUUUCCAUUACAACAUGAUGAGGGGAAAGUGUUUUCAGAGCGGCAAGAGCAGGUAGUGUGCUUGCCUAAAGAGAGAACGACUGUUGUAUUCUUACAUACUCCAGGCUUGUUAGUGUGCUUGCCUAAAGAGAGAACGACUGUUGUAUUCUUACAUACUCCAGGCGUAUUAGUGUACUUGCCUAAAGAGAGAACGACUGUUGUAUUCUUACAUACUCCAGGCGUAUUAGUGUACUUGCCUAAAGAGAGAACGACUGUUGUAUUCUUACAUACUCCAGGCGUAUUAGUGUACUUGCCUAAAGAGAGAACGACUGUUGUAUUCUUACAUACUCCAGGCGUAUUAGUGUACUUGCCUAAAGAGAGAACGACUGUUGUAUUCUUACAUACUCCAGGCGUAUUAGUGUACUUGCCUAAAGAGAGAACGACUGUUGUAUUCUUACAUACUCCAGGCGUAUUAGUGUACUUGCCUAAAGAGAGAACGACUGUUGUAUUCUUACAUACUCCAGGCGUAUUAGUGUACUUGCCUAAAGAGAGAACGACUGUUGUAUUCUUACAUACUCCAGGCGUAUUAGUGUACUUGCCUAAAGAGAGAACGACUGUUGUAUUCUUACAUACUCCAGGCUUAUUAGUGUACUUGCCUAAAGAGAGAACGACUGUUGUAUUCUUACAUACUCCAGGCUUAUUAGUGUACUUGCCUAAAGAGAGAACGACUGUUGUAUUCUUACAUACUCCAGGCUUAUUAGUGUACUUGCCUAAAGAGAGAACGACUUGCCGACCAGGUUGUUUGAGAAAAUCACAUUGAUACUAUUUUUACUUUUUGAACUAUGACGACAAAAAAUACGGAACAUUUAAAUGGUCUUAGAUUUACAAUGUAGAUUUUAUUGGGAUAGUACUACUCUUCAACUGUUUAUGCUAGUCGCAUCCCAAAAAAUCAUGGGACCAUUUUUCAAAAAAUGUUUUUUUUUAUAUAACUUACUGUAUGUACUACCAUCAAAAUCAUUUUUGGAUAGUUGAAGCAAGCACACAAAUUAUUAUUUUUUCUUCAGGAAAAUUACCCUCGCUAAUACAUUUUUUAUUUUUUUUUGUCAUAAAUAUACACAGUAUGUUGGAGUCCAUUCAACCAGUUUCGUUGAUGUUUUGUUUCCUGUGAACUAAGAUGUGACUGACGAUGUGCUAAAGUUUUUAAAUAUUUUUAUUUAUUUAAACCGUUAUUUAACUAGGCAAGUCAGUUUAAGAACAAAUUCUUAUUGACAAUGACGGCGUGGCAGGUAGCUUAGUGUAAUGCUUUAUCCUACUUGUCAACUUGUGAUUGUCCAAGAAACGAUACAGGAAGGAAGCAUGUUUUAUAUCCAAAGUACAUUUAUUGUGGCAUUUCAUAGGGUCCAGUUUAAUACAUGUUUCAAAACAUUAACGCGUGUAGAAUGUAAAUACGAAUCCCCAACCCCCCACCCCCCGCAAAAAAUUAGUUUUUUUCUAGUGCAUAGCUUAUUUUAAGAUUUUAACACAAUGAUGUUUUAUUGGUUCAUAAUGUAAAUAGUAAAAUUUGUUUGUAUACAAUGCUGAUAUCCCAAAUAAACUUGAUCAUAUCCCA
Molecule: messenger RNA, 5587 nt
Organism: Oncorhynchus keta (chum salmon)
Lineage: Eukaryota; Metazoa; Chordata; Actinopteri; Salmoniformes; Salmonidae
Product: cationic amino acid transporter 2-like
Exons: 14
Coding region: 350-2182 (610 amino acids)
Biological process (GO): transmembrane transport; amino acid transport
Cellular component (GO): plasma membrane
Molecular function (GO): amino acid transmembrane transporter activity
Source: RefSeq, a predicted model, not a curated record